UUAUUAUUUUGGUUGGUGGUGCCGUGUAGAGGGGGAGGCGACGAGACGAGACGAGAGGAAGGAGACGAGACGAUACGCGGAGAUCCGGGCGGCGACCCGCGGAGGAGGAGGAGCCCGCGGCGCCAUGGAUUCCGACCACUGGAUCUCCCGCCUCAUGGCCGCCAAGCGCCAGUACGCGCUGCAGCGCGCCCAGAAUCACCACCACGCCACCGCCACCGCCACCGCCACCGCCGCGUCGCACUCCCACCUCGAUCGGUAUGGGUACGAUGAUGUUGAGCCAGAGGACGAGGUACGGCCAGACUUCCCAUGUCCUUACUGCUAUGAAGAUCAUGACAUUACAUCUCUUUGUGCCCAUUUAGAGGAUGAGCACCCCUUUGAGUCUAAAGUUGUGGCUUGCCCGGUUUGCUCGGCUAGGAUUUCAAAGGACUUAUUGGAUCACAUAACCCUUCAGCACAGCUACCUGUUUAGACUGCAGAGACAUCACAGAUUACGCAGAGUUGCUGUUCCUAGCAACCAUGCUCUCUCCCUUGGAGGGAGAGAUCUACAGGAGACCUACUUAAAGGUUCUUCUUGGAAACAGUAGUCGAAGCAGUGGUACCAAUGCAGCAAGUUCAGUCACUGAUUCACUACUAUCUUCACUUGUUUUAAAUUUAUCUUCAUCCGAAGCCGAAGAUACAGCGAAAUUUUCUGCUCUAGCUGUGGUAGAAAAUAAUUGGUUUAAAAGAACACUGCCUUCAAAGACUUGGAAGGCAAGCUCUGAUUCUAAUCUUAGUCAGGAAGAAAGGGAGAGAAGGCGGAGGCGAGCUGCAGUGAGAUCAUCUUUUGUACAGCACCUGCUUGUCUCUACCCUUUUUGAUGACUAGCAGAAGAAAAAAAGAGCAGCUCCGUGCACUGGAAUCUCGAGUGGGCCUUUUGUCCACACAUUUCUGGAUGAAUGAUGAAGUAAAGCAUCUUCCAAAUCCUGAAGCAGUUCAUCCAACCGGAGGCUGGUUCCUGAUCCUUUCGACAUUGAUGAUGAACCGAUGUGGCUGGCCUCUUACUUGUCAUGGAAGCAGUUCUGAACAUUUAUGUUCGAAAUCCAAUUCAGAUUGCUAGGCUAUCGACUAGCGUUACUGUAUUGAUUGUGUUAUUCCAUAUGAUUUCAUUAUGUGCUUAACAAUACAAUGAACAUUACCCCCAAUUUGAUUCUUACUAUAAACAUUUCAAAAUUGAAUUCCAUGUUUGGUAUAUUCAUGAGGUUA
This is a messenger RNA of Oryza sativa Japonica Group (Japanese rice), 1240 nucleotides long. The record is from RefSeq and is a predicted model, not a curated record. Lineage: Eukaryota; Viridiplantae; Streptophyta; Magnoliopsida; Poales; Poaceae.